Molecule: messenger RNA, 3720 nt
Organism: Aspergillus mulundensis
Lineage: Eukaryota; Fungi; Ascomycota; Eurotiomycetes; Eurotiales; Aspergillaceae
Exons: 7
Coding region: 1-3720 (1239 amino acids)
Biological process (GO): regulation of DNA-templated transcription
Molecular function (GO): DNA-binding transcription factor activity, RNA polymerase II-specific; protein binding; zinc ion binding
Source: RefSeq, a predicted model, not a curated record
AUGGACUCACAUUCGAAGACGAUACCGCCAUCCGAUAAGCCUUGCACCUCUAUCCCCCCUAACCUUCUCCCAUCGGCGCCAGCGUCUCCUCCGACCCCGGCUCCUAGCCCUACUCCGCACCAACGAGUACCCUCCUGGCGAUCGUCUGAACAAGAUGAGGAUCCGCUGCUGUUUAACACCAAGUACUUCGAGUCGCUGUCUGGUCCUCGGAAACAACAAUAUUUGGAGGCUAUUCUUAGUCUAUGCAGCAGCCAGCAGCUUAGCUUUGUCUCAAGCUACGUCGCUCCGCGUCUGCGGAAAGAUCCGUUUCUAGUCUUUCCAACUGAGAUUUCUUUAAGGGUGCUCUCUUUUGUCGACGACCCGAAAACCCUCGCGCGAGCGUCACAAGUGUCAAGCCGAUGGCAUGAGCUGUUGAAUGACGACAUCACAUGGAAGAAUCUCUGCGAGCGACAUGCGUUUACUCAUCGGCGACCGGCAGAAGAUAAUCAAGAUCUCAUUGAGCCCAUUCACAACCAUCGUACGAACUCCUUAAGCGGACUGCAAAGGAGACCAAAUAGCGCUACCAUCCAGUCUCGCGAUGGCUUUGCGGACUUCCACCGGUCAUUAUCUGGAGAUUGGAGCGCCUCCUCAGCCGUACAAGCAAGGAGGCUUCGGGUUCGGCCACUUUCUUAUAAGUAUCACUUCAAGCAAAAGUAUAUGAUCGAAUCGGCGUGGAGUAAGGGCGGCAGAUGCACCCAGCGACACAUCUCGCCUGACCAGGGCGUAGUAACGAGUCUACAUCUUACCCCGAAGUACAUCGUGGCUUCGCUGGAUAAUGCUAAGAUUCAUGUAUACGACACCAAUGGAGAGAACCAGAAAACACUCGAAGGGCAUGUGAUGGGCGUUUGGGCUAUGGUUCCCUGGGAUGACAUUUUGGUCAGCGGCGGUUGUGACCGGGAGGUGAGGGUGUGGAACAUGGCUACUGGCGAGUCGAUAUACCUGCUCCGCGGCCACACGUCGACCGUACGUUGCCUGAAAAUGUCAGAUAAGAACACGGCCAUUUCCGGCUCGAGGGACACCACGCUACGUAUAUGGGAUUUGAGGACAGGCACUUGCCGCUCGGUUCUGGUCGGCCACCAGGCUAGUGUCAGGUGUCUUGCGGUCCACGGGGAUAUCGUCGUUUCCGGUAGCUAUGAUACCACUGCACGCGUUUGGAGCAUUUCGGAAGGGCGUUUUCUGCGAGCACUGUCGGGUCAUUUCAGUCAGAUCUAUGCGAUUGCCUUUGACGGCCGCCGCAUCGCUACUGGCAGCCUCGACACUAGCGUUCGGGUCUGGGAUCCAAAUACUGGCCAGUGUCAUGCUAUCCUACAGGGCCAUACAUCAUUGGUUGGACAGUUGCAAAUGAGCGGUGAUACUCUGGUUACUGGCGGCUCCGAUGGGUCUGUCCGCGUGUGGUCUUUGACUAGAAUGGCUCCUAUUCAUCGAUUGGCGGCCCAUGACAACAGCGUGACCAGUCUCCAGUUUGACAAUAACCGGAUUGUUAGUGGCGGUAGCGACGGUCGCGUCAAGGUUUGGUGUCUGCGGACUGGGCAGCUCCUUCGUGAGCUGUCGACUCCCUCAGACACGGUUUGGCGGGUCACGUUCGAGGAGGAAAAGGCGGUCAUCAUGUCAAGCAGAUCGGGCCGCACUGUUAUGGAGGUCUGGAGCUUUUCUCCGCCCCUAGAAGACAAGGAGUUCGACGCGGCAACGAUUGGCGUUUCGUCGAGCAUAUCCGAACCAACACCGGCACGCAGUAAUCGCUCACUACGACCCCUCGUACUUUCAGAUCCUCCACAUAGAAGUGAUGGUGACCAGCUUCUUCUUAAUUUGCACCUUCAGCGUUGUUGCCUCGAUUUGUUGCUUCUACGAGAUUCCCACCUCGCACCACCCGCGGGUCAGGAUUGGUCUAUAUUCACUGCCUUUAGCGUUCUCCGCUCGAUCUUCGCUUUGACCAUGAACAAGACUCUCGAAGGUGCACAAGACACCAGAUUCGAAUUGGACAACUACAAUCUGCGGAAUACGGGCUUGAUUGCGAAGUUGGCCACGCCCGUCUCCUCAAAAGCGUUCUUGGAGGCGGGUCUCUUUAGUACUUGCGACGAAGCCCUUCCAGAAUGCGGCAACUGUCGCGUGUACGGCCGGCCCUGUCCGGGCUACAGGCUCGAGUCGAUCUUUAGGAAUGAGACAUCCAAGGUCGAGCAGCUUGUCAAGAGGUCAGGGAGCUUGGUACCUUCAAGUUCUGGCAGUCAGAGAGGGCGUCGAUUCGGACGAGAUGCUAGUACCGGCCCCUCAUUAACGGUCUAUCAGGUAGCAGACUCGACGUGGGGAGAGCGAGCUCUCUGUUACUUCUUUGACCAGUAUACAUCCGGUGACGAUCCGGAUGAGGCUAUGAGCUACUUGUCGUUUCUGCCGUCUUUCUAUACAGCUUGCCGAGAGAAUGGGAUCGACAACGCCACGCCUGCUUCUACUUGUCUGCGUCUUGCUGUUGAUGCGACGGCUCUCAUGACGCUGAGCAACCAUGUUAAUGCUCCGCCGCUUGUGCUGCGUGCUAGAGAGUAUUAUGGAAGAGCGCUGAGGGGAUUACAGCAGGCACUGACUACGAAGACGCAGGCUGUCAAGGAUGAAACCUUUGCGACUAUGGUUCUGCUUGCACUAUUUGAGGAUAUCACGGGCGAGCGGAACGGGCUUGCUAGUUCUCAUGCGGCGGGGUUUGAGCUUUUAAUGAAGCUCCGAGGAGAGGAUCAGUUAGGGCAUGCGCGAGGGAGGGAUCUGUUUCACUUUGCAUAUACGCAUACGCACGUCGAAUUGCUCGCCCUCCGAGGAAGACCACAUUACAACACAGACUGGAUAGUUGAGCGCUUGAGCGGCGCCGAUCCAAUCGCGCGGCUGAUCCUCAUCGCCUCCAAGAUAAGCCAGCUGUUCCUCGCCACAUCAUCCCUCCAGGCUUCAGCGGUAGCGGCAGCUUCAGCUUCAGUGCCGGACUCUACCACAAACACGGGCACCGGCGCAACCCCAGACAGCAUCUCCCAACUCAGCCUUCUCCUCCUAACAGGCCGCCAGAUCGACCUCGAACUCACCUCCUGGAGCCAAGAUCUCCCCGAACGCUGGCUCCCACUCGUCAUCUACCCCGACAAAUCCUCCAAGUUCAACACCCUCACCGACGACUACGAACCUCUAAUCACCUACCACCACCUCUCUAUAGCCUCCGUCUGGACCUACUACCGCGCUGUCCGCAUAGUCUCGCACCUCAUCAUGCUCGAGCUGCGUCGAGCCCUUGCCGCCGCAGCAGGUACCAGCGCCUCCAUUGACGACAGUGCCAUGCCAACAGCAGCCCAAGCCACACCCGCAAUUAUUCAGAAGCAAAUCCUUGACAUCUGCCGCAGCAUCCCCUUCUGUCUGGGCGACGUCGAUAUCAAGGGGAACCGAACCACGUCACCCUCCGCGGGGUCCGAAAGAGACAGCAAGCCGCAGCCCCGCGCUCGCGCGUUCUCGGUGUACAGCAUGAUCUGGCCGCUCUGGUACAUUCUGUCCUGUGGCCUUGCGACGCCGGCUCAGGAGGACCAUAUUCGGAAUUGCCUUGCGAGGAUUGGGUCCGUGCUGGGGAUUAAGCUUGCGCUUGUGCUGGCGCAGGAUGCGGAAAGCCAGCGGCGGCCGCCGAUUAGUCUAGAGGGUUUGAUGCUUGGAGGGCCGGUCCCUGGCUACUGA